AUGAAAAGGAACCAUAUCAUGUUCCGUACGGUUCUUGCAUUAUCAGUGCUGUGUAACAUAGUGCAAUGUUCAAUCGGACAUGGAAAUGCAGUGGUUCCUGUCGCUGCAGGUCCAGAAGGUCCAGUGCUCGCCGCCAGCUCGCAAUACUUUGAAAGAACAUUCAAUCGCUUAGUUCUACCACCACCAUUGGAACCAGUUAUUCCAGUUGCGCCUUCGUCGCCAGUGCUUGUUCAACCAGCUCCUAGCGUACCAGUGCCCGUACUCCCAGUAAACCCAACUUUACCCGCUCCAGUGCAACCUAAUGUUGCAAUUGCUGUAGCGACCGCUCACGCAGCUGCCCCAGUCGCUACCAUCUUACUUCCACCCUACCCAUUUGGACCACCACAGCCGAUCGGUUUUAUCCCGCCACAACCACCAAUAAAUGUACCGGAUGACGACCGAAAAGAAGCGACAACACGACGCACAACUAAAACUAAUGUAUCCACUCCGAGAGAUACGGAAUCAACUACUCCCUUACCAGCACCUUCUGAUAAUAACUUCGUGCAAGCUCUUCCUUCAAACGAAAAUGUCAAUUUCAGACAGUAUUACGCCCCACCAGAGACGGCUGUACUACCCCUAACACCACCGAACCCGAAACCCAAACCUCAGAAGUUGAAGACAUCAGUCGAAAUAGUGCCAGUGCCAUUACAGUACAUUGCUCCACCUCCAAUUGUGCAGCACGCACCACUCAAAGCUGUGAAACACAUUCAUACCUUCGUGCCAUCGAAGAUUAUCAUUAGGCCUGUUUCUGCGCCCUUAAGAAUAAGAACCAUCAGAAGGCCUAUUCGCGUAGUAAGAUACAGAGUGCCUAUAACUGCCAGAAUUGGUAAUCCUCAACUUAAUCAAAAUGGGGGUAGGUCUACCACUAGAGACGUCGAACCAACAACGUUCAGCCCUUUUAUCAGGCCAAGUACUAAGCCACCAAGAGUAAUAUAA
This is a messenger RNA of Amyelois transitella, 975 nucleotides long. It is a transcript of the gene CPH22, whose product is annotated as proteoglycan 4-like. The record is from RefSeq and is a predicted model, not a curated record. Lineage: Eukaryota; Metazoa; Arthropoda; Insecta; Lepidoptera; Pyralidae. The transcript has 2 exons. The coding region runs from base 1 to 975 and encodes 324 amino acids.